AUGGACCCAAACACAAAGUAUCUUACCUUCUUGCCGCAUUCAGGGUUUCAUAACCAAAGGACAGAACUCGAAAAUGCAUUAUUAUUGGCAAGGCUUUUGAACAGGACACUGAUCUUACCCAAAGUUUACCUAGGCCCUCCAAUGCCAUGGUUGACAUUCCGACAAUUGCAUGCACGGUUGCUUUAUCAGACCAAGAUUGGGCUAGAGCAUUGUCGUGCGAUCAUUGAGGGUCAAAAAGAAAAAGAACAUGAUGAGGCCCCACUACCUGCGGCAUGCUUGCAAUACGAGUCAUGGACCAUGACAGAUUGGGAUUUAUUCUUUGAUCUAAAUCCGCUUCGCCGUUAUGUCCGUAUUUUGACUCGUGACUCUAUGGCAAUGACCUACCUCGCAGCUCGAUUCAAUCUCACAAUACCCACGGAGGAAGUAACGAACAUGCCCAAUCUCUAUGACUAUCGGUUUACAGAAAAUCCAAUGGCAAAUGAAUCCAUUAGAACGAGACCCAAGUUCAGACAGGAGUUCACGAUCGAGUGGCUGAAGGGUCGACCGGAACGGUUGAUUCACCUGGGCUCAAUCUUCGGUACAGGGCGUAUUAGUAUCGAUUCUUUGGAGAGCAAAGCCUGGUUGUUGAUGAUUCGGGAUCAUUUGAUUCUCCAAACAGAUAUUUUACAAACCACCACAUCUUUUUUGGAUUCUAUGGAAGUUGGCUUUGUAGGGGUUCAUGUCCGAAUGUCUGAUGGUCAUUUUUCAUUGGCAGCGCGCGACACGAUUGAAAAUAUCCGCCAAGAGCUUAUAUUAACGAUUGAACAAUGUCGAGCUUUGGCCCUCAACCACCACCGGAAAUUACAAAAUCAGCUCAGGCAACAGCAGCAGUGGCAGCAACAGCAACCUGCUCAACCCCCUCCAUAUCCGAUCCAUUACCACGAACAACAACAGGACCAACGUGCUUUUACUCCAUCGGAAGCAACCCCCUCUGACAAAAACUUGCUCUCUAACUCCCCUUCGGUCAGGAAACUACGUCGUUCCAAUGGUCGGUUCACGCCCAUCUACCUGGCGACGGAUGCUCACCAGCCACGAGCAAACCCAAUUUUCAACAGGCUAUUCAGGACAUUCGAUUGUGUCUUUUCACUAGAUGACUUCUCAGAGGAUCUGGAGGUCUUGCACCAGUUCCGGAAUCCUGAAGAUGGGACAUUGAUGGCCAAUUUUUUGAUUCCGAUGGUAGAUGCAAUGGUGGUGGCGAAAUCCGCUGCAUUCUUUGGGACUCCCGCAAGCACGUUCUCCAAUUAUAUCCAGAGACAGCUUCGACCAGCGUACACAGGUUUAUAUGAUUGAAAAAGGGC
Lobosporangium transversale is the source of this 1337-nucleotide messenger RNA. RefSeq lists its product as hypothetical. The record is from RefSeq and is a predicted model, not a curated record. The transcript is spliced from 5 exons. Lineage: Eukaryota; Fungi; Mortierellomycota; Mortierellomycetes; Mortierellales; Mortierellaceae. The coding region runs from base 1 to 1329 and encodes 442 amino acids.